UAUGUUAUAAUAGAAUAUUACAUCUUGUCUAACUGUUUUUCUCUAUAUAAUUAUCCGAUAAAGUACUUUCAUUUUCAACCCAGUAAACACCAAGUAACAUCAAUGUCACUUGUUUAGUGGGAAUCUAGUAAGAUAUAUAUUACAUAUAAAUAAUAAUGAUACAACAUAUUUGUAACAUUCAUAAAAUAAAAUUAAUAGUGAAAUCUUUAUACAACAAAAAAAUUACUUUCGCGCUAUGUAAAAUGUAAAUUCACAUAUGUUAUAUAUCCACUAUAUUAUUGCGUCGACUUUUCCCUCCUUAUCAAACAUACAUGCUUAAAGAGGCGAAAAACCAAGAAUAAAAUUGAAUGUUUUUAAUUAUAAAAAAUUAUAUCAAAUUCACUCGGGUCACCUUUUGACAAGUAACUAAAAAAAUUCAUCGAAAUUGAACCACUUUAAUCCUUCUUUCCUAAGCUGCCGUUAAAUUUGUACAAUAUAGACGUUUUUAUAUGUUUUUUCGACGUCUUUCUAAAUGCCGUUCUUUUCUUGUUAUAAACUUUCAAGCCGCACUAUGAAAGGAUGUUACCUGAGUUACUUUUUUGUUGCUGAAAAGUUACUCUUCAAAUUUGACAAAAAGAUGUUUGUCGUCACUACUUCAGUUCCUGGAUGGCGGCAUUGAAACUAUUCAUCUACAUCAGAUAGAUGGAAAUCGUGAUAUGUUAGUUGGAGCGACUAUACGCAGGCUGGUCUAACAUGUUCUUAUGGAAAUGCACAAUUUCGAGCUUUGCGUCUCUUAUUUUUACUCGAUAUCAGCUCUAAUUUGUAAUAUUUCGAGAAAAGAAUCGAUCGAUUGAUCGAGAAGAAAGAUGAAGCACAUUCGAGCAGUCGGUGACGAAGCUCCGUCGAUAAACAGCUUUUACCCAACGCUAUCCCGCAGCCGUCCGAAGGUUUCUCAUCAGAGACGCGGAAUGUCACCACUGUAGCCCCACCGUCUUCCCUAGCAACCCAUUCUUCCGUCCGUCCGUCCUGCAACUAGCUUGCGCGCAACUCGUGCUGUGACUGCGUGAAAUGUGUACGUUUAUUCUAAAUACGUUCGAAUCGUCGGAUAGCGCGACGGCGUGAAAAUGGCGGUGUGAAAAAAAAUGGCAGGACGCAGGUCGACGCUGGCAGACUCGCUGCCGGGCACGGGCGGCGGCGGUAGCGGCGAUCCGCUCCGUGAACUUUUCGAGGCUUGCAAAACCGGCGAUCUCGCCAAGGUGAAGGCAUUGGUCACCCCGAAGACGGUCAACGCCCGCGACACCGCUGGACGCAAGUCUACCCCUCUGCAUUUUGCAGCUGGAUACGGUAGAAAGGAGGUUGUAGAAUUUCUCUUAUCCGCCGGUGCUUCGAUUCAAGCCCGCGACGACGGUGGUCUACAUCCGCUGCACAAUGCAUGUUCCUUCGGGCAUUCCGACGUCGUGAGAUUACUCCUGGAAGCAGGAGCGAACCCAAACACAAGAGACAAUUGGAACUACACACCUCUGCACGAGGCAGCCAUCAAGGGUAAAAUAGACGUGUGUAUUGCUCUGCUACAGCAUGGGGCAGAUGUAAACAUUAGGAAUACAGAAGGAAAGACUGCGUUAGAACUGGCUGAUCCCGCCACUAAGCCGGUUCUAACGGGAGAGUAUAGGAAGGACGAGCUCUUGGAAGCCGCUCGAUCCGGAAACGAGGAACGACUGUUGCAGCUGUUGAAUCCGCUAAAUGUCAAUUGUCACGCUAGUGACGGGAGGAGAUCGACGCCUCUUCACCUAGCGGCUGGAUAUAACAGAUCCAGGGUUGUGCAGAUCCUUCUUCAGAACGGCGCGGACGUGCACGCGAAGGACAAAGGAGGUCUCGUGCCACUUCACAAUGCCUGUUCGUACGGCCAUUUCGAAGUGACUGAGGCGCUUUUGAAGCACGGCGCCGCCGUUAAUGCCAGUGACCUUUGGACCUUUACUCCGUUGCACGAAGCUGCGAGUAAAUCCAGAGCGGAGGUUUGUUCUUUGCUGUUGAGCGAAGGUGCGGACCCGAUGCAAUUGAACUGCCAUAGUAAAAGCGCCAUCGACGUAGCACCGACGCUCGAAUUACAAGAAAGACUAGCCUACGAAUACAAGGGUCACUGCCUGUUGGACGCCUGCAGGCAAGCGGAUCUUACAAAGUUGAAGAAAUAUCUGUCUCAAGAAGUGGUCAACUUCAAACAUCCUUACACCGGGGACACGCCGUUGCACUGCGCAGUGGCGUCACCUUAUCCGAAGAGGAAGCAAGUUGUCGAGGCCUUGGUCAGAAAGAAUGCUGCCAUGAACGAGAAGAAUAAGGACUUUCUGACGCCGCUUCACGUAGCGACCGAUCAUUCGCAUUACGAUGCGAUGGACAUAUUACUUCGACAUAACGCGAAGGUCAACGCGCUGGACGGCUUGGGCCAGACCGCACUGCACAGGUGCGUCAGAGAGGAUAACGUGCAGGCCUGCCGGAUACUUUUGCUGUACAACGUCGAUCCUUCGAUAGUGUCGCUUCAAGGAUACACCGCGGCACAAAUCGCCGCCGAAAACGUGCUCAAGAUUUUGCAAGAUCCGCCGAGCGGUGGUGCCGCGGACGACGCAGAGGCGCAACUACUGGAGGCGAGCAAGUCGGGAGACCUCGCCGCAGUGGAGAGAAUUUUGCAAGCCAAUCCACACGCCGUGAAUUGCCGCGAUUUGGACGGAAGGCAUUCGACUCCGCUACACUUUGCAGCGGGCUUCAACAGAGUGCCGGUUGUCGAGUAUCUAUUGGCACACGGCGCGGAUGUACAUGCCAAAGAUAAAGGCGGCUUGGUUCCUCUUCACAACGCUUGCUCGUACGGACACUACGAAGUUACGGAAUUAUUGGUGAAGCACGGUGCAUCGGUAAACGUUGCCGAUUUAUGGAAAUUUACGCCGCUUCACGAGGCUGCCGCCAAGGGCAAGUAUGAAAUAGUUCGAUUACUUUUGAGACACGGAGCGGAUGCCACCAAGAAGAAUCGAGAUGGCGCAACCCCGUUGGAUUUAGUGAGAGACGGUGACCAGGACGUAGCGGAUUUGCUGCGUGGAAAUAGCGCUCUGCUCGACGCAGCGAAGAAAGGAAACUUGGCCAGAGUCCAGAGAUUGGUUACGCAAGACAACAUUAACUGCCGGGAUGCGCAAGGGCGCAACAGUACUCCGUUACAUUUAGCUGCGGGCUACAACAACUUGGAAGUAGCUGAAUUCUUACUCGAACGCGGGGCGGAUGUAAACGCGCAAGACAAGGGCGGCCUCAUCCCUCUGCACAACGCGUCGAGUUACGGUCACUUGGACAUUGCAGCCUUGCUCAUUAAAUACAACACCGUGGUGAAUGCGACGGACAAAUGGGGAUUUACGCCACUUCACGAAGCCGCGCAGAAAGGCCGAACGCAGCUGUGCGCUCUUUUGCUCGCGCACGGCGCCGAUCCUUUCCUGAAAAAUCAGGAAGGGCAGAGUCCGGUGGAUCUAGCCAGUGCGGACGAUGUAAGGUGUUUACUGCAAGACGCUAUGGCUUCCCAACAAGUCGUCCCGUCGGUACCGUCCGGUAACAUGAUGAAUAACGGCAGUUCCGUCACCGUUAGCAGACCGCCUAGUAUCGUAUCCGUUCCAGUCACACCGCCACCGCCUCUCACUCAGGAAACGGUCAUUAUGCCGUCCGGCGCAGCUAUGAUUCUGUGUGUACCAUUGGCACGUCCGACGUCGUGCCUGAGUCCGAUGCCACCGAGUGAGCAGCCGUGUCCCCCCGAGAAAGAACCCAAAGAACUGUGUAAGGAACACGCUUCCAUCACCACUGUUGCCGGCUUCUUGCAGAGUCUCGGUCUGGAACACUUGCUCGAAUUGUUCGAACGCGAACAAAUCACAUUGGAUAUACUGGCGGAAAUGGGUCACGAGGAUUUGAAACAGGUCGGAGUGUCGGCUUACGGUUACAGGCACAAACUGAUCAAAGGUAUGGACAAGCUGUUGAACACGGCGGCGGGCUCUCUCUGGCAACCCUCUGUAAAUCCUGGCACACUGCUGGUGGACUUGCUAGCCGAAGAUAAAGAAUUUCUAGCUGUUGAAGAGGAAAUGCAGAGCACUAUCAGACAACACAGAGACAACGGCCAUUCCGGUGGUAUCUUCUCUCGAUACAAUAUAGUCAGAAUACAGAAGGUUCAGAACCGUAAGUUGUGGGAGCGUUACGCUCACAGGAGGCAAGAAGUGGCCGAGGAAGUCGGCGCCGCCGCUCCAGCUUCUCCCAGUACAGGACUCAGAAAUACUCCCAGCUCGGCAGUGCCGCAAGCGAACGAGAGAAUGCUGUUUCACGGUAGCCCGUUCAUCAAUGCUAUCGUACAGAAAGGCUUCGAUGAACGGCACGCGUAUAUCGGUGGAAUGUUCGGUGCUGGUAUAUAUUUCGCGGAACACAGUAGCAAGAGCAAUCAAUAUGUUUAUGGUAUAUGCGGCGGCACCGGAUGUCCCGCUCACAAAGACAGAAGCUGUUACAUUUGUCAUAGGCACCUGUUACUGUGUAGAGUUACACUCGGCAAAUCGUUUCUACAAUUCUCAGCGAUGAAAAUGGCACACGCGCCUCCCGGGCACCAUAGCGUAAUGGGCAAACCGUCGCAAGGUGGCUUGGUAUUCCCCGAGUACGUCGUCUACAGAGGCGAACAAGCAUAUCCCGAAUAUCUCAUCACGUAUCAGAUUGCAAGACCGCAGCAAGAAACCAACGAAGGUGUCGAGGAACGGUGAUCGGUGGAAGAGCCGGCAGCGGGUCCUGCGGCAAGAUUGCGUAGUCUCUGUUGCUGUCAAAGACCGAGGGCAUGCGGCGCACUGUCGCGUACGUAAAGAGCGCUCCGAAUUCAAGUCUAACACUAGUUCUUCCAUUUUUAUUAAUUGAAAGAAUCUGGCAAAAAUAACACGUAGUCAAGAGAGGAACGUAAGAUAUUUCAUUCCGAGACAGACAGACAGAGAGAAAGCAUUAUUUAUUCGGCGCUUUUUGGGAUAAAUCUUCUCACGCGAGCGAGCGAGAGAGAGAGAGAGAGAGAGAGAGAGAGAGAGAGAGAGAGAGAGAGNUUCGAUAUAUCCCAACAAUGUACUUGUGAAGAAAAAGAAAUAGCCGCUGUAACGCCUUAUUUUCAACAUUUGUGAUCCGUUGUAAUAUUCGAGAGAUCAUUUAAUCCAAUCGUCAAAUCGACCCUUUACGGUGAAUGUACAUUGAUCAAGAUGUAAAUAUCGAUACAUGAUUGCAGUACAUCUCUUACAUCACACUUGAUGUCGAUUAGUGUGUUCGUAGAGUUAGUCAGUAUUAAAGAAUGUAUCGUAAUGUACUCUUGUAGAUUUGUAUAACAAAAAUUAAUUUAUAUUAACACGCGUUACGAUGGUUUAAUGUGGGCGGAUGGACACAGCGAUACGUUCGAUCGAACCAUUUAAGAUGUAGUAUAAUUUGCUCGACGUCUAUAACACGAUCUGCUAGCUUGUAUAAAUAAAAUUUAUCUAUUUGACACACACACGCACACGCACGCACGCACGCAUAAAAGUUUCUUUUUUACAAGAUAAUAUCCCUGUGUUAUCUACUUGCUAUAAAAUUUAUUUGCAUCGCGUGGUUGUAAAUCUGCUCAGAUCCAAAAAAAUUUGGAUAAAUUACACGCAGAGUAUUAUUCUAUUUAUAUAAUUAAAAAAUUACAAAUUAUAUAUAUAUAUAUAUAUGAAAUCAUUUAUAUAAAAUGUAUCUUGCAUUUCAGACUCAACUUGCGAUGCAUAUAAAUUUAUAGUCACGAUAACCAAGUAUUGUAAUGUAAUGUAAAUUAUUAUCAGCUUUUGUAUUUCGUAAGUAUAAUCAAUGGGGUUCGUGUUCAACACUGUACAGUCCUUUUUUUCAUUUUUAACAAGAUAAUAUAAUGAUUUUAUCAACCUGUUUUUGCGGAAAAAGAAGAAAUGUUACGCAAUUAGUUCAAAAAAUGAGAUCAACGAUUAAUUUAUAAACAAAAUUUAUGAAUUACGUAAAUUAAGUAAAUUAUCUCGGGGCAUACCGUUCGAAGUUUUUCCUAAGCGAAAUUGAAAGCAAACAUGCUCUUUGAUCUCAAUAUGCGCUCUCAAAUCAUUAUCAUGAUUUAUCAAAUACAAAACUAUACAUCUCAUAAACAUACAAAGAGAGAAAGAAUAUCGCGCGAAUGCAUAAAAGAGAAAAGGAUAACGGAAGAUUUGUUACAUGACGUAAUUUCGCUGCUGCAGUCUCGACAGUUAUGGUGGCGCGUUUAUGAAAAUACAGUUCAUUUCUCAAAACAAAGCGUUACUCCGAUCAACUACUGAUAUCCGAAUGAUUUUUGCGCUGUUGUAUCCGCUCCAUUAUUAAUAUUACAAUAUCUUUUUGUAAAGCAGAUAAUAUGCAGUAUGAUGAGCUGGUACGAAAGCGCGUACCAUUGUGUUCUAAUUGUACAAGAGAACAAGAGACUUGUAAGCAAAAACAAUGGACUUUCUUUAAUUGUUAA
Dinoponera quadriceps is the source of this 6475-nucleotide messenger RNA. It is a transcript of the gene Tnks, whose product is annotated as tankyrase. Lineage: Eukaryota; Metazoa; Arthropoda; Insecta; Hymenoptera; Formicidae. Bases 1122 to 4736 code for a protein of 1204 amino acids. The transcript has 12 exons. Gene Ontology annotation, molecular function: NAD+ poly-ADP-ribosyltransferase activity; protein binding. The record is from RefSeq and is a predicted model, not a curated record.